GUCUGUUUGAGCGAGUGUUUGAGCUCACCUCCACCACCUUUGUUUCCUCGCCACUUUCUUGGUGCUACCUCACUUCCCACGCCUUCAAGCCGUCAAGUGUUCCAUCGCCGUCGCGCAAGAGAUACACAGCAGAACAUAGACGACACCCACACCCCUGCACAAGUGCACAGGCAUGGCUGACGUCGACAGUGAGCAACACCGCCUGACAGACGGCGUGUCUGUGGAGGCGAUCAAGACCUUCCUCGCAGACCUGGAGAGCGAGUUCCCCGACACGUACACCGAGAUGACGACGGAGGAUGCCUGCAAACAACUCGUGGUGCCACGCACAAGACAGGACAACUGCGCCUACGUCGAUCUCUUGCGCAAGCAGCUGAAGCAGUCACCACACGAACAUGUGGGCAAGGCCAGUGUGUUUGUGUCGCACGCGUGGCGGUACAAGAUCGCAGACGUGCUCAACGUGCUGCUGGAGUUUGCAGAGGAGCAAAGAGCAAGGAAGGAAGACAGCCAGCCAGUGUUCUUCUGGUUUGACCUCUUCAUGAACAACCAAAACGCCAACGUCACAGCCAGCCUUCCACCAGAGUGGUGGAGCACGACGUUCAAGGAGUCGAUUGCCAACAUUGGACGCGUGCUGCUGGUGUUGAUGCCGUGGCGUGACCCCGUGCCACUGACGCGUGCGUGGUGCCUGUGGGAGAUCUUCUGCGGCAUCAUCAACGAGGGCACAGAGGUCAACAUCCGUCUGCCCAAGAGCGAAGCCCGGGCGCUUGAAGACGCCAUCCAUGACAACUGGGAGGCCGUGACCGAUACCUUGGUGCGCGUGCAAGCACAGCGCGCCGAGGCCUUCAACCCGCGCGACAAGGACAUGAUCUUCGAGGCGAUCGAGUCGUGGGCGGGCGGAUUUAGCGCAGUCAACCAAGCCGUGAAGGACCAGCUGCGCGCGUGGUGCCUGCAAAAGGCUGUGGCUGCCGUCGAAGCGAUGCGAUCGCGCGGCGAGGAUGAGACAGAGGCGUUUGCACACUUGUGCAACCGAGUUGGCCUCGUGCUUGAUGACUUUGGCGACCACGAUCAGGCCAUUGCAUACUACGAGGCAGCAUUGGCGCUCCAUGCUGAGGCGAGGAAUGAGGGCAAGGUGGCUGCGCUGCACGGCAACAUCGGCAUCGCUUUUGCCAAGCGGGGCGAAUGCGACAAGGCGAUUGAACACUUCGAGAAGAGCAUCACCAUCAAAGCGCAGACGCUCGGCCACAAACACCCCAGCACAGCACAGACCUACGGCAACCUCGGCAACGCCUACGCCAACAAGCGCGAAUACGACCGAGCAAUUGAGUUCUACGAGAAGGCUCUCGCCAUCAAGGUUGAGACGCUGGGCGAGAAGCACCCAGGCACCGCCAGCACCUACAAUAACCUCGCCAUCGCGUAUGCGGAAAAGGGAAAGCACGACGAGGCGAUUGCAUGCUACGAGAGGGCCCUCACUGCCACAGUGGAGAUGCUGGGGGAGAAGCACCCCAGCGCAGCUGACACGUACAACAACCUCGGAGUAGCGUACCGCAGCCAGGGCGAAUACAAGCGGGCGAUUGGCUACUGUGAAAAGGCGCUCGCCAUCAGGGCGGAAACGCUGGGUGAAAGGCACCCAAGCACGGCCGAUACCUACACCAACCUUGGCACCGUGUACGCUGAAAUAGGCGAGCAUGACAAGGCCAUUGGCUGCUUUGAGAAGGCGCUCGCCAUCAGAGUGGCGACGCUGGGCGACAAGCACCCGAGCACAGCCGACACCUACAACGUCUUGGGCAACGCAUACGCUGACAAGGGCGAGUACGCCAAAGCCAUCGCGUCCCACGAGAAGGCGAAGGAUGCCUUUGGGGCCUUGCUGGGUGAAACCCAUCCAAACACCGCAAUGGCACUUGCCAACAUCGCCCUCGUGCAUGAUGACUGUGGCAACAAGGAGCAGGCUUGCACGUCCAUGGAACAGGCGCUGGAGGUCUUCUCAGCCACACUCGGACCACGUCACCCGUUCACCCAAAGAGCAGAGCGCAACCUGCAGCGCAUUCGCGGCGACGGUGCACGAAACACAAGCCAACCUGGCCUGUCACAGCAACAGCGCGCAGCACACGCCAGCGCACCCUUUGCCGGCUGGUUGCAGAAGCGAGGGCUGUGGAACACCGCCUUUCGCCCUCGCUGGUGCUCGCUUGACGGUGGCCACCUGGUGUACAGCAAAGGACCUCAGCUCGCAGAGCGUGGACGCAUUCCUCUUGCAACCGUGUUGUCCGCUGAGCUUGCGCAGGACGGCCAGGAGCUGCACGUUGCCGUUCCCGGGCGAACCUUCGUCUUCCGCCUGGACGAGCGGUCAGGGAGGGAGACCAUGCUUGCCGAAUGGUGCAGUGCCAUCAGGACGAGAGCCAGUGAGCGUUGUGAGUGAGAAAGUGAUUGUGUGUGUGUGUGUGGGGGGGGGUGGAUUGAGGUGUGUGUGUGUGUGUGUG
Messenger RNA from Salpingoeca rosetta, 2471 nucleotides. Its product is annotated as tetratricopeptide TPR_2 repeat protein. The record is from RefSeq and is a predicted model, not a curated record. The transcript has 2 exons. The coding region runs from base 173 to 2410 and encodes 745 amino acids. Lineage: Eukaryota; Choanoflagellata; Craspedida; Salpingoecidae. Gene Ontology annotation, molecular function: protein binding.